Emys orbicularis (European pond turtle) is the source of this 1167-nucleotide messenger RNA. It is a transcript of the gene ZDHHC20, whose product is annotated as zinc finger DHHC-type palmitoyltransferase 20. The coding region runs from base 61 to 1167 and encodes 368 amino acids. Lineage: Eukaryota; Metazoa; Chordata; Testudines; Emydidae. Gene Ontology annotation, molecular function: palmitoyltransferase activity. The record is from RefSeq and is a predicted model, not a curated record. The transcript is spliced from 11 exons.
AGCAGCAGCGCCGGCGCCGCCGAACCCCGAUGCCUCCCCUGCAGCGGCUCGCCAGGGAAGAUGGCGCCGUCCCACGUCCUCAAGUGCUGCCAGAGGGUGCUGGCCUGGGUGCCCGUGGUCUUCAUCGCCCUGGUGGUGGCCUGGUCCUACUACGCCUACGUGGUGGAGCUGUGUGCGUUUACGAUUACCUCAACUGGAGAAAAAGUUGUCUACCUUGUGGUUUUUCAUCUGUCAUUUGUCAUGUUUGUAUGGUCCUAUUGGAAGACGAUUUUUACAACUCCUGCUUCCCCCUCCGAUGAGUUCUGCUUAUCAAAAUCUGAUAAAGAACAAUAUGAAAGAGAAGAGAGACCAGAAUCCCAGCAGGACAUUUUGAGAAGAGCUGCUAAAGACUUACCUAUCUAUACCACAACAGCAUCAAGGGCAAUCAGAUAUUGUGAUAGAUGCCAACUAAUCAAGCCUGACCGCUGUCACCACUGUUCUGCAUGUGACCUGUGUGUACUAAAAAUGGACCAUCAUUGUCCUUGGGUGAAUAACUGUGUGGGAUUUUCUAACUACAAAUUCUUCCUCCUGUUUUUAUUAUACUCCUUAUUGUACUGUCUGUUUGUUGCCGCUACGGUCUUGCAGUACUUCAUAAAGUUUUGGACAAAUGAUCUGCCAGACUCACAUGCAAAAUUCCAUGUACUUUUCCUUUUCUUUGUGGCUGCCAUGUUCUUCAUCAGCAUACUGUCACUUUUCAGCUACCACUGCUGGCUAGUCAGCAAAAACAGAUCAACAAUAGAAGCAUUCCGGGCACCCACAUUUCGAAAUGGCCCUGACAAAAAUGGCUUCUCUCUCGGAUGCAGCAAAAAUCUGAAAGAGGUUUUUGGAGAUGAAAAGAAGUAUUGGUUGCUGCCUGUUUUUACAAGCUUGGGUGAUGGUUGUAAUUUUCCAACUCGCCUGGUGAUUAUGGAUCCAGAGCAACUUACUGUCUCAAGCCAAAAUGAACCCGCCAAAAGUUCUGGAGCCAAUCAGCCCUUUCCUGUCAGGCCACUCAGUGAGUCACAAAAUCGAUUGUUGGACAAUGAAAGUCAGUGGGUGGAAGGUGGCUCAGAAGAAGAAAAUGUUAAAUCAGGUAGAAUUUAUAAAGUAAAGGGUCACAUCUCAGCUGGUAUCAGACUUUAUAGUUGA